AUGCACAGAAAUGGAGUUGUCGUUCGACGAAUCCUGGUCAACACCGGAAGCAGUGUCAACGUGCUAUACCUUGAGACUUUCACGAAGAUGGGAUUAACUCGAGAACAGCUGAAUCCAGUCAAGACACCACUCGCCGGUUUCAGGGGAGACUCGGUGGAAGCAGAGGGGUCCAUCACCCUGCCGGUGGAAAUCGGCAGCUAUCCCGAUGUACAGAAGCUCAGCAUGAAAUUCAUCGUGAUAAAUUUAGUCUGCUCACACAAUGCUAUACUCGGCCGACCAGGCCUAGAGGAUCUGGGAGCACUAAUCUCCAUCGAGCAAUUCUGCUUGAAAUUCCGCACGCCGAACGGGAUAGGAACGGUGCGUUGUGAUAGAAGGGUCGCUCGCGACUGCUACCUGCAAGCCUGUAGGUGGAUGGGCAAGCGUGGAAUGAAAGUCCACGAAAUUACGGAAAAGCCCCCAAAGAAAGCAAUGAUACCCCGCCCGGAACCAGCCGUGGAAUUAGAAGAAAUCGAAAUCGACCCUGAAUGGCCGGAUAGGCGGGUCAGAAUUGGGGUCGGUCUCCCCAAGGAUACUCGUGAGGAAAUUAUCCAAGUACUCCGAAAGCAUCGGCUAGUCUUUGCCUGGGGGCCAGAGGAUAUGCCAGGUGUCGAUCGGUCCAUCAUCCCCCAUCGACUCGCCGUGGAUCCGGACCAUCGGCCGGUCGUACAGAAAAAGCGGUAUCUCGCCAAUGACCGAAGGGAAUUCGUAAAGAAAGAGGUGGGCACGCUGCUAGCCGCGGGCCACAUCCGAGAGGUCAAAUACCCGGAGUGGUUGGCGAACGUGGUCCUCGUACCGAAACCCCCAGCCUGGCGGAUGUGCGUGGAUUACACUGAUCUUAACAAAGCCUGCCCAAAAGAUCCGUUCACAUUGCCGCGGAUCGAUCAGCUGGUCGACGAGACAGCAGGGUCGGCUCUGCUGAGCUUCAUGGACGCCUUUAGGGGAUAUCAUCAGAUUUUCAUGCACCCGGCCGAUGAGGAGAAAAUCGCGUUCCUCACACCAGAUGGGGUAUAUUGUUACCGAGUUAUGCCCUUCGGACUCAAGAAUGCUGGGGCCACCUAUACUCGGAUGGUAGCCCGACUAUUCCAAAACUUACUGGGAAAAUCCAUGGCGGCCUACGUAGACGACAUGUUGGUCAAGAGCAAAGAAGAGACCAAACAUGCGGAAGAUUUGGCCGACUGCUUCCAAGUGAUGCUAAGAUAUAAUCUCCGAUUGAACCCAAAGAAAUGUGCCUUCGCGGUGCAAGGCGGAAAAUUCUUAUGA
Messenger RNA from Ipomoea nil (Japanese morning glory), 1299 nucleotides. RefSeq lists its product as uncharacterized. Bases 1 to 1299 code for a protein of 432 amino acids. NCBI's taxonomy places the organism in Eukaryota, Viridiplantae, Streptophyta, Magnoliopsida, Solanales, Convolvulaceae. The record is from RefSeq and is a predicted model, not a curated record. The transcript has a single exon.